AUGGAGAUUUCUCUCUCUCUGGUGACAACCCAUGAUAUCCCUGAUCUUGUCCGGGUACACACGGCGGCAUUCGAAACGGAUCAAUUUUCGAAUUUCAUGCUCUAUGGUCGCGAAGAAAACGCGCAUCAGAACGUUAUGCAAAAAUCAAUCGAAAUCUGGCUCUCUGAUCCGACAUCGAAGCUAGUGAAAGCAGUAGCUGGUGAUGGAACAAUAGUCGGGUGGGCGUGCUGGUUGACUAAGGAUAAAGACGACCAAGACAGAAGUAAGGCAUUGCUAAAGUCAAGAAGUCUCGACACGCCUAAUAAUGGAGAAUCUUCCCCUAUGAACCAGCCAGCGCGACCAAGAAGGCCAGCUCAGAUCCUCAGUUGCCUGAUGCGCGGCGAUUCUAUGAGAUGGGAAGAAAACUCGAUGAAAGGCAGAAAAUACCUUGUGCUCCAAGCAUUAGCAACAAGUCCAAGCUUCCAAUGUCGAGGAAUAGGGUCCCAGCUCAUCCAAUGGGGCAUCGAUAUAGCUGAUGCAGAGAAGCUUCCAUGCUGGGUUCACGCAUCGCCUGCCGGUCACAAUCUAUAUAAGAAGGCUGGAUUUCAAGAAAUAGGUAGCAGCGAGUAUGACCUUGAAAGUAUUUCUAGUGAAGGACGCUGGGGCCGGUAUACGUUUCGUUACAUGCAGCGUUCAGCCUUGGAUAACAGGUGA
Molecule: messenger RNA, 693 nt
Organism: Penicillium odoratum
Lineage: Eukaryota; Fungi; Ascomycota; Eurotiomycetes; Eurotiales; Aspergillaceae
Product: GNAT family N-acetyltransferase
Exons: 1
Coding region: 1-693 (230 amino acids)
Molecular function (GO): acyltransferase activity, transferring groups other than amino-acyl groups
Source: RefSeq, a predicted model, not a curated record